UACAGGUGACAUUAAUGCAUCAUCACCAGGUAACGUUAAUGCAUCAUCAUCAGUACCUGACUACCUGAUAGCUGUGUAUAUUCUCUGUGUCUUCAUUUUCAUGAUGUCACCGUUAUUUAUCUUCCUCUGCAGAUCACAUUUUGUUAAUAUCGGAACAGAAGCACCAACGGAAAUGAAUGAUUAUGUAACAUCAAUAAAUGUACCAACCUAUUUGUCAACUAUUAUCAAACAAUCUAACGGUAUGGACUUGCACAGGAGUGAUAAUACCCCUCAUGAUUAUGAUGAAAUUCCAAAUGGUGAUACAGGAUAUGAAAUAGUACCUCUGGCAACCAGCGGUAUAGGCAAUGAUGUUGCACCACAAUCUAUGGAAACACAGUUGGGAAAUAAUGUAGCGUAUGAACAUGAUUAUGA
Molecule: messenger RNA, 411 nt
Organism: Anneissia japonica
Lineage: Eukaryota; Metazoa; Echinodermata; Crinoidea; Comatulida; Comatulidae
Exons: 2
Source: RefSeq, a predicted model, not a curated record